AUGGGUGGGAUUUUGUAUGAGUGCACACAGGGAUACGGGAGUGGGGGAGGGAGCGGCGAGGCCUCCCCGGAGGAGGAUGGUCCCCUCGGUGGGGCUGCAGCUGCUGAGCCCACCCUAUACUCCGUCGAUUCUUUUGCCUCAAACUAUGACAGAGAUGACAGAGAAAGCUCCUCUUAAGAAGCAGCACCGGAAGAAAAACCGUGAGACUCACAAUGCAGGGAGCAUCUGUAUGAAGAAUUAUGGUAGAUCCCAGAGCCUCUCCUUAUUCUGAAGAGGAAUUCAGGGAAUUGAUUCAUUCUCUAGCUCCUUUUUCCACUGCAUCAACUCCACAAUCAUGAACUCAUCUUCAGCUGACCAUGUUUCUCAUUUGGAAGGAACUUUAAUAUUGGUGGAAUCCAGAUGAUUCUUUUAAUGGAGCGGCAUCGAAAAAAGAAAAUCAAUGCUGGUAUAAACAGAAUUGGUGAGCUAAUUCCAUGUUCUCCUGCACUGAAACAGAGUAAGAACAUGAUUCUGGAUCAAGCAUACAAAUACAUAACAGAAAUGAAAAAGCAAAAUGAUGAACUCCUGUUGAAUGGAGGAAACAAUGAACAAGCUGAAGAAAUAAAAAAACUCCGGAAGCAAUUGGAUGAACUCCAGAAAGAAAAUGGGCGCUACAUAGCAUUGUUGAAAGCUAAUGACAUUUGCCUUUAUGAUGACCCUACCAUCCAUUGGAAAGGGAAUCUUAAAAAUUCAAACGUUUCUAUUGUAAUUCCGAAUGAUCAGACACACAAGAAGAAAGAAAAUCUGAAGAAUACAAAUAUUUCUGUUGUUAUCCCCAAUGAUCAACUGCAAAAGAAUAUCAUUGUAUAUUCCAAUGGCAGCCAGUUUGGUGGAAGUAACCAGGGGCCAUCAGUCCAAGGAAUAACUUUUAAUAUAGGACAUAAUUUACAGAAACAGACAGCUAACGUUGUUCCUGUCCAGAGGACUUGCAACACUCCUGCAACCAUUUCUAGUAUUUAUUCAACAGCAAUCAAAUCAGGUAUUCAAACUUCAGUUUCAUCAUUAGUAUCAGGCCUACCAAAUACAGACAAAAAAACUCUUGAGCAAUCUACCUCUGAGGACAAGCAAGGCACAUCUACCUGUACAAGUGCUGCCAGUUCUGUGAAUACCUCGCAGCUAGUAAGACUGCAGAGUGGAAAACAAAUUUCAUCACAAGAUGAGAAUGACAUCUCCAAAUCUAAAAAUAAACAAGGGAGUUUGAAGCUGAUUGAGGAAACAAGUGUACCAAGCCCCAGCCUUUCUUCCAGUGUUAGUAUAGAUGUGCUUCAUUGUCAACAAGAAAAUAUACCAACAGAAGUGGGUUCAAGAAGUGGGUCUCUAGGAAGCUGUGUAAUUUCUGCCGCUGACCCAGCCUGUGCUGCAUCUAUUGGAAAGGCAUCCACAGGAAAGGUCUUCAAAAGCCUAGAUGAUAGAGCUCCAGAAGAAACCCCAAAGGCUGUAACAGAAUUGAAUAUAGCGCCUGCUACUACUGUAGAGAAAUGGUCUUUUCCCAGUUCUUCAGGUGUUGGCAUUCCAGAAUCAAAAAGCAUUGGUAAUCUUAUGAGAAUCACUUCAGCUGGAAAUACCCAGACCACCUGGACUACACUGCAGCUAGCUGGAAGCACUGUUCAGCCUCUAAAUCAUACUCCAUCCAACAUAAUGACAGCCCUUUUAAAUGAGCCAAUUAAUGGUGCUAGUAUUAUAGCUUCCACUCCAAACAAGAUUCUGGCCAAUGCCGCUGGUUUAAAUAACCCCCUAAUUCCAGAUGAACACCCAGUUGACCAAUUGGUUGUUGGCUUGCCUUCCUAUCCAUCUUUACCUAUUCAGCCACUAAUUAGUAAGACACAACCUAGAGCACAAAUAGCAAGCAGCCUCCUUCCCGUGAAUCCAGCCAUGCAAGUGAUUCAGGUGUCUCAGCCAAUAACCUCCCCUAUCAAUACAUCACCUAUUAAUCAGAACAUUGUAAUUCUCCAGCCUCCUAAUGCUAAUUCCUGUCCUCCAGUGCUGAGAGCUGAACUCCCAAAUCAGACUGUUAGCCAACAGAUUGUAAUAAUACAAACUGCUAAUCCAAAUCCUCUCUCUUUUUUCUCAACACCACCAGUUGUUAAAAUGCCUGUGAAUGGAACAAAUUCUGGCAAUCUUAUACAAAGUGCCUCUGGCCCUCAUAUGUUUGGUGGGAAACAUCUUGUUCAUAUUUUACCAAGACCCUCCUCUUCAACAUCUUCUUGCCUGACACAAACAUUUUCUGUUUCAAUGUCUAACCAAAAGCUUCCACAAACCAUUUCUUUAAAUGGACAGUUGUUUGCAUUAAAGCCUAUGAAAUCCUGUUCUGGAGAUUCAGAUCAAACCCCUAUGCAAAUUAUUCAGCCUACCACCAGUGAAGAUCCAAAUACCAACAUUGCCCUCAAUGCAUUUGGUGCUUUAGCUAACCUCAAUCAAAGCAUAUCACAGAUGGCUGGCCAAAGCUGUCAACAAGUGUCUGGCAAUCCAUCUACCAACCCCAAAACUGUUAGUAGCCAAACCACACCAAUAUCUCCUGCUUUGCUAACAGUGACAGUACCUUCCUCUUCAGCUGCUGAGAGUUCUCGAUUAACCUGUACUUCAACUUCACUAGACAUUUCUCCCCCCAAAGCUGCUAGUUCGGGUUCAAAAUGGUCUAAUAAAAAUGCAGGUACUAAGAAAACCUCAGUAGCCAGCAACAGCCUUGCAUGUCAAGUAGAUCCUGAGAAAGAAUGCAAAAAAAUUGAUAGAAAUAUGACAACUGCAUCUGAACAUUCAGGAAGUGACAUAUUGCUUGAAAAUAUGCCUGUUUUGCAGUGCUUAGCUGUACCACAGGCAAACUGUAGAAUAUCACAAAAUGAUAUACAUGCUUCUGAUCCUCACACCAAAGAUAGACUGAGAGCUGAACAGAACAUGGAAUCUACUCUGACACCUGAUCUGAAUGCAGCUGGAGUGCCUAGGUCAUUGUCUCUUGAAUCAUCCUUGUUGGGUCAAUUUGAGGUAGUUCCUGCAAUUUCCACAGACCGUGCUUCUCCACCUCUUCAAAUAUGUAAAUCUCAAACCAACUCAACAGCAAAUUCUAAGUUAUCAGAACUAUCCAAAUGUAUAUCCACCAGUCCUUUACUACCCUCUUCUUCAGAUUCUCCAGUGACAAUUUCUCAAAUUUCUGAGACGUCAGUUUCAAAUAGAGAAACAAAUACAGAGAAUGUUCCCAGAACAGAAGUCUCAGAGAUCUGCAGGAUGGAACAAAAUUGUUCCAUUGUAAUGCAGGCCUCAGAUUUAUUGGAAGAACAGGGCCUAACCAAAAUGUUUUCAGAGUUUAAUAAAGUAGGAGAUGUACAAAAAUCCUUUUCAGUAGAGCACCCCAGUUUUUGUACCCAAAGCACAAAAUCAAAUAUCAGCUCAGAUGAUAAUUUGGGAAGGAAACAAGAACUCUUGCUGAUAAAUGCUGAAGAAGAAAACCUCACACGCUCUAAUUCUUGCACCUCCGACCAGGAAGCUAUCACUGCAAAUAGGCAAGUAGAUUCCCCCAUGUCAACUAGUUCAGGUAGCAGUUGUGGGUUUUCUGUUGCAUCCAUGUUGCCAGAUACAUGUAGAGAAAAUGUUUCCAACAGCACUUUGGUGAACACACAUAGCACUUGUUCAUUUUCAGAGCAAACAGAUAUUGUAGCACUGGCUGCAAGAGCAAUUUUUGACCAAGAGACUCUUGCAAAAAAUACAGGAACAGUGUCAGGAACCUCUAUUUCCAAGGGUAGUAAAGUAACACCUCUAGGAAGAGACCAACCAUUCAAAGCUCACCCAGUGAAAAACACUAAUCAAAUGGAAACGGGGCCAAACAAUUUCAGUACCCAGAAUUCAAUGCAAAUAAACAUUGAGUUGUCUGCAGAGAAAAGUUGUUCUGUUAGACUGGAAAUGGCUGAUACAGCUUUGCAGAUUCCAACUCCACAACCCUCAAACACCUCAAGCUUGAAUGUGAAUAAUCUCAUCCAUCCAACGUGCAUCAUACAUCCUCCAGUAAGCUGCUCAGGUGUACCAUCAUCUUCAGAUCGAACAACUGUUUCUGUAUCUGGGACUCCAUCUGUCCCUGCUAAUUCAUAUAUGACUCAGUCUCCAGGACAUUCUCCAAGGUUGAUGGCAGAGUAUCCUUCAGAACAGUUAUCUGCUCUUCAGACUAGUACGAUGCAAGGUCCACAGAUAUGUGAACCCCAUUUAAAGCAGCAAAGACAAAGCCGCAAAGAAUCAGCCAAGCGUUCUGUUCAAGAUGAUCACAUGCUUUCUACAUCAAAGAGGCAGAAACAUUGCCAGACAGCUCCUCUACAGCUUGAAGACAUGGCUCUGUUGAAUCAAACAGCUGAUGAUAUUGAGGGUCAAAAUCAAAUCCGUGUGAAUCCGAUCGCCCCCAACUCAUCUAAUCUUGCAGUAUCAGUGAGUAAUCAAGGACAUACCAAUGGCCAUAGCAGGUUAUUUCAAGCCAGCAAUUUUGUGUCACCUACUUCGAGGCAAGCUGAAGUUCAAUGUAAUUCUCAUCCACCUAUCCUUGAUCAGGCAGGACAACAUCUGCAGCCUAUCCAACAUGCUCUCUCUCAGAGUAUGGCUCAUCUUCAGGCUAAUCACCCAUAUAUAAAACCGCAGCAACAGCAGGCUGGACAGCUAAGAGAAAGGCAUCAAUUGUAUCAACUUCAGCAUUAUAUUUCUCCUGCAGAAAGUUCUGUACACUCUCAAACCCAUAUUGCCCAUCAGCAAAGACUAUUGCAUCAAGAGGCACAGCUGCAGAAAAAGAGAAGUCUAAUUCAAGCCACUCAGCCCACUGCACUUACUUUACAGCAGAAGCAUCAUGGAAAUGACCAAUCACGGUCAAAGAGUAGCCAGCCACAUCCCCAUCACUCCCAGAUUCAACAAUUGCAGCAGCAUUAUCCUUCUUCCCAGCCUGAGAAGAAUUGUGAGAAUUCUGCUUUGAGUAGAACUCAUAGCCACCCACGGAGCCAUCCAAGUCAGGACAUUCUGCAUCAGCAGUCAUCAGAUGUGGGCAGCAGACAGCCAGGUUCUGGAGUUCCUUCUGAACAUGUCUCAGGACAUAGUCAGAUGCAUAGAAUGUUGAACUCUAGGGCUUUGGAGCAGCAGAUAGUGUCUCAACCUAGUAUUGUCUCUAGACCAGAUGUUCCCUGUCUCCCUCAUAGGCAAGAAAGAAAUAGAGUUAGUAGUUACUCUGCAGAGGCACUUAUUGGAAAGUCUUCAUCUAAUUCAGAACACAGGCUAGGAGUAUCCAUGCAGAGCUUCAAAGUGUCAGAUCAUCUUGAAAUGAGAAACUAUGCUGAUAUAUCCAGGAAUAAAGAACUGGUAAUUCAUAAUACACAAAGUCGUGUAUCUGUAGAUCAUCCACUUGGAUCAGACAUUCAAAGGCUCUCUGAGUGUCAGACAUUCAAGGUGAAUGCCAUUAACCAACAGCCUACAGGUAAUUUUGAUGUGCAAUCUUCAAGAAGUAAUGAAAUAAGUAACUCUCUCAGGGGUAUGCAGACACAGAGUUUUCGACUUGCCCAAAAUGCUGGACCACCAAUAGACAGACAAAAAAGGUUGUCUUAUCAACCAGUUCAAAGCAUUUCAGCAGGAAAUCCUCUCCCUCCCCAAAGAGACAAUGAGAAUACAUGCCACCAAGGAUUCAUGCAGAGUUUACUUAUUCCUCAUCUUGGAGAUCAAGCAAAUGGAAGCCAAAGACCAAUUUCAGAGCAUCAGAGAAAUCCACAGUGUGCCAGUUCCUCAAAUGUUGAUUAUAAUUGUGCCCCAGCAAGAGAAAGUAUUCAUAUUCGGAGGGAAGGUGAUGAUCAGAACAGAGAAAGUUGCGACAUGUCUCUUGGUACUAUUAAUAGUAGGAACAAUGCUUUAACUAUUCCCUUCUCAAGUUCUUCUGGAGAUAUUCAGGGCCGUAACUCAAGUCCCAAUAUUUCUAUCCAGAAAUCUAAUUCCAUGAGAAUAACAGAGAGCCAUGGAACAAAAGGUCACAUAAAUGCCUCAGCUUCUAGCAAUGUACAUGGAGCUACGCGUCUUCUUCACUAUGCACCAGUUUCUCGUGGGAAUGCUGACCAGGUUCCUCCAUCUGUUCGUCAAACCAAUUCUUCAGCCACUGAUCGAUCGAGACAUCCUUUACAGGAUAACAGUGGCUCUAAAAUUCGCCAGUCUGAAAGGAAUCGUUCUGCAAAUCAGAGGCAUGGGAAUGUGUUUGAACCUUCUCUUCCCCAAAUCCCUUUAUCCACUGGUGGAGGAAUGAUCCUUGGACGACAGCAGCCUACCCUUGAAAAAAGGGGCAGCAUUGUACGAUUCAUGCCUGAAGGGCCACAUGUCUCUCAUGACAGUACAGCUGUUGAUCAGCACACUCUGUCUCAAAAUUUUGGAUUCCCUUUUAUUCCAGAAAGUGGAAUGAAUCCCCCAGUAAAUGCUAACACUUCAUUUAUUCCACCAGUAACUCAACCCAAUGCUACCCGAACAGCAGCUCUGAUUCCAGUUGAUCCUCAAAAUACAUUGCCAUCUUUCUAUCCACCAUAUUCUCCUGCACAUCCCCCCCUGUCUAAUGACAUUUCAAUUCCUUAUUUUUCUAACCAAAUGUUUUCUAAUCCAAGUACAGAGAAGCCAAAUGGUGGAGGUUUAAACAAUCGGUUUGGUUCUAUUUUGUCACCUCCCCGACCAGUUGGUUUUGCUCAGCCAAGCUUUCCUCUUUUGACAGAUAUGCCUCCAAUGCAUGUGGCUAAUUCAUCACACUUGUCCAAUUUUAAUUUGACUUCGUUAUUCCCAGAAAUAGCUACAGCUCUUCCUUCAGAUGGAUCAGCAAUCUCACCAUUGCUCUCAAUAGCAAAUACAUCUGGUUCUGACUCUUUGAAACAAUCAUCAAAUCGGCCUGCCCAUAAUAUAAGCCAUAUUCUCGGUCAUGACUGCAGUUCAGCUGUGUGAAAAGAACGGGAAGGGGUGAAUUUUUUGGAUGCCCAUUUUUAUCUGUGUAAUGCAUAUAUACUUGUAUAGAUUUGGAUUAAUCAUUUGUAAAGAUUUAUAACAAUCACUCUGGAAUCCUUUCAUUUGCAGGUUAUUCUUGGGCUUACACAUAAACACUCAGAUUGCUUAUGCAUCUCUAAGUGCAAACUAGGUGUUAAAAAUUUAACCUGUUUCAGCAGCCUAUGAUAAUGUGACACUCUUCACCCUUCUAUUGUAACCAUCUCUUUGAAAAAUGGGACUAGGAAAACAAACUGAAGAAUUGUAUUUAUAAUCCUUGGAAAAUAAUGUUUUGCACGAUGUAUGGAGAAAAUUUAGAUCAAUUUUAAAAACUGAUAUAAGCAUCUCUUUGUUAUAAAUUAUUCAGUUUCAGUUUAAUGCCAUGCUUAGUUUCUGAUAACCUCUAUGAAACCGUAUGGAAAUCAUUGCUUCAUUUUCAAGAUUUCUAGUUAACAGGAAUAGAAAUAAUAAUGUAGUAAUUUCCUCCCAAUCAAUAUAGAAUUCAUUCUUUUUGCCACUGAUUACCAUGUGCUUUCUCAGGUAUUGGGUUGUUGUUGUUUUGUCUUUUGUUGUUUAAAACCCUCUUAGGAGAUUUCCUCCCCUCCCCUUUUUUUACAUUUAUUAUUUUAAAUUUUCUCUAAUAAUAAGAAACUAGUAAAUGUUGAUAUAUGAGGCUGCAAAAUGAACAGGAAGUUAUAGAUGUUUGUAGGCAAACUAAUUACAUAUAUAAACAUAAUUUUGUCAAGUCAAAGGAAUUAUGAUGAAAGAAUCACAUGGUAUUUAGUGGAAUGAUGGUCUUGACAGUAUGAGAAUGAAAGUGUCUCUGUCUCACACACACACGCACACGUACAUACGUACACAUGCACCCAGUUGAUUUAGCAUUCCAAAACACUGGGUCAAGCAACAAGGAAAUAUUUUUGUCAGGCUCAAAACAAUUUUAGUACACCACUUUGAUUUUUUAAACACACUAUUAUUGUUUCUAUUUGUCUCUGCACACAGCUGAUGGCAAAGUUAUGAUGGCAUCAGUACAUCACUCUCUAAGGUAUUUUGAUAAAUUGCUAAUUCUUUGUUUCUUUUAUAAGGUUCUACAAAGCCCAAUUUGAGGCAGAGACUUUACUUUUGAUAGUAGGAAUGAAGAAAGUCUUCCUACAAUGAGUGGCUAGAGAUGUUUGCUCUUAAAAGUAUUCUCCUGUAUUUCCAGGAUUUACUGGGUUAGAAUUUUUGCAGAACAUGUUAACAGAUCAAAGAGUUUAUACAAAUAGGGCUAGAUAGUGUAUAGUUUUACUUUCUUUUUCUUCCCUCUUAUGAGUUGGCUAUGCUACUGUUUACAGAAAACAAAUUCCUGCAAUCAUAUUAAAAGGAUGAAAAAAAAACCCAGAUAAAUGCAUAACAAGUAGUGCGAAUGAAACAGUCGGAAGUGAAUUGGAUAAAAAUAUAUUGACCAGCUGAGGAAAUCAGUUUCUUGAAGAAAUUUUCUAUGCAAUAAUGUGUGCUUUUAUGAUUUCUGAGAAUUAUUUUUUUUUCUGAAAAUUUAUUGGAAGCGUCUGAUGCACAGAUGAAAAAAAAUGCACGUAAAUGGCAGAGUAUUUAAUUAAUAGGAGAACCUGUAUUCCCUUUUCAUUGAGACAGCUGUUGUGCAAAGAGGGAGCCUUGAUUGAAGAAUAUGAUAUUCUGCAUAUUGGCUUGUGUAACAAUUUUUGUGACAGUAGAUUAAAAAAAGUAUUGAGACUUUCAUAUGUAUUUAUAUAAACCAAUAGUUACUUUCUGAGCAUUUAUCAGUAUUUCUUGUUAGAAUUUUUGGUAGAUGUCAGUAUAGACUAUUACUAGUAUUUUGCAAGUGCAUUUUCAUGCGGAAAUAUAUUUUCAAUAUAGCUCUUGGUAUUGCCUGCAGUGGUAAAACUGCUAUUGCAGAUAAAUUUAGUUUUGAUUAUUAAAAGGGAUUGUGAUAAGCAAAAGAGCACCAGCUCCCUAAUGAGAUUCCAUGUACUCUGCAAAUCCCUUUUUUCUUAUUUCAGGUAAUAGUGCCCUUCAGUUAAAAAUGGCAUGAAGAAAUCUUUAAAGAAUGCUUUUAACAUUUUGAAAUUAUUAAAAUAUUAAUAUUCUGUCAAUUUAUCUUAAAUUAUUUCAGGAUUCUAACUUUAAUACAAAUCUCCCAUUGUAUGAUCUCAUAAAUUCUGUGAUCUUAUCACAUUGUCUUAUUGACACUGAUCUGAUUUGAAGCUUCUCAUAUGCUAGAAAAGCUCAUAAAGCAUUGGGGACUUCUGAGAUUUAUAAAAUCCGUAAGAUGUCAAUUUUUGGAUGCGUUGAUUGAUCUUUACUUACUACUUGAUUGAUCUUUACUUACUACUAAGUUGCUAUAGGAUGCAAUAGUGGA
Pseudonaja textilis is the source of this 9367-nucleotide messenger RNA. The record is from RefSeq and is a predicted model, not a curated record. Lineage: Eukaryota; Metazoa; Chordata; Lepidosauria; Squamata; Elapidae.